Macrosiphum euphorbiae (potato aphid) is the source of this 1815-nucleotide messenger RNA. The record is from the annotation of a GenBank genome assembly. Lineage: Eukaryota; Metazoa; Arthropoda; Insecta; Hemiptera; Aphididae.
AUGGAUACAUCAUUCCUACCAGAAUAUUUAGAAUUACUGGUGAAAAAUUGGCUUUCGUGGAAUCAAUCACAACAGUAUUCUGUUGAACUAACAGAAGUAUUCGCACAAAAAAAUGUGGAUAAAAUAAAAAACAUGUUUGAUGGUCGCCUGUCGUUUGGAACAGCGGGCCUGAGAGCAGCGAUGGGCCCUGGUUUCAAACGUAUGAAUGAUCUGGUGGUCGUACAAUCCGCUCAAGGGCUUUUGUAUUACAUGUUGAGCGUCUUUGGGGAUUCGUUAAAAACAUCUGGUAUUAUUAUUGGAUACGAUGGAAGAUAUAAUAGUAAAAGAUUUGCCGAAUUGACAUCACAAGUUUUCUUAAGACAUUCCAUCAAAGUAUAUCUUAUGAAUGAAGUUUGUCCAACUCCAUUUGUAGCUUUCGGUAUUAAGUUAUAUAAAUGUUGUGGUGGAGUAAUGGUGACUGCUUCACAUAACCCUAAAGAAGAUAACGGUUAUAAAGUAUUCUGGAAUAAUGGUGCUCAAAUCAUAUCUCCAGUUGAUAAAAACAUUCAAAAAAGUAUUACUGAACAUUUAGAGCCUGAAGGUGUUUGGAAUACUGAAGACAUUUAUAAUAAUAGUUUGUUAGUUAAUCCAUUAAUCGAUUUGCAGAAACAUUACAAUAGUUUUAUUGACAAAAUGUUGUUUCCUAAUUUGGAUAAAAAGAAAACAAAUAUAAUUUUUACAUACACACCUAUGCAUGGUGUAGGCUAUCCUUAUAUAAAAAAUGUAUUUGAAAAUGCAAAAUUCAACCCAGUGAUAGUUGUUGAGCAACAAAAAGAUCCAAACCCAGAAUUUCCAACUGUUCCAUUUCCAAACCCGGAAGAAGGCAAAAGUGCAUUGAAAUUGGCAAUAGAAACAGCUGAAAACAACUGUAGUCGUAUUAUAAUUGCCAACGAUCCUGAUGCCGAUAGAAUGGCCGUAGCAGAACAUCCUAUAGGUAGUGAGGGCUGGAAAAUAUUUACUGGAAAUGAACUUGGUGCUUUGUUAGGAUGGUGGGUGAUACAUUCGUAUAAAAAAAUACAUGGUAAAACACAUCCUAAAUUGGUUGUACUAUCAAGCACAGUAUCGUCUGCUAUACUUAAAUCUAUGGCUAAAAUUGAAGGAAUCAGAUUUGAAGAAACACUCACUGGAUUCAAGUGGAUGGGUAAUAGAGCCGAUCAGCUCUCUGCUGAAGGAUACAGCGUAAUUUAUGCCUUUGAAGAGUCUAUUGGUUACAUGUGCGGCAGUGAGGUCUUGGAUAAAGAUGGAAUAUCUGCUGCUGUUAAAAUUGCAGAACUAGCCAUAUAUUUAGAAAAAGAAAAUAGUACAUUGUCCUCAGCUUUAGAAUUUAUAUACAAACAAUAUGGUUGGCAUUUAUCUGUAAAUUCGUAUUUUAUAUGCACUGAUAGCCUGACGAUAAAGAAAAUAUUUGAAUCAAUAAGGCAGAUUAAUAACCAGCCCAACAAUUAUCCAAAAUCCAUUCUUGGAGGACGAUAUUCCAUCAAAUCAGUUCGAGACAUGACAACUGGAUAUGAUUCCAGUACAAUAGACCAUAAACCAGUAUUGGCCGUAUCAAAGUCAUCUCAAAUGAUAACAUUUAAUUUUGAUAAUGGUUUAAUUGCUACAUUACGAACAAGUGGAACAGAACCCAAAAUAAAAUAUUAUGCUGAAUUAUGUAGUGAUCCUGAAAACUCUUCUGAUGUUAAUAGAUUGAAAAGUGUUUUGAAUGAAAUGGUUGAAGCAAUAAUUGAAGAAUUUCUAAAACCACAUGAAAAUUCUCUAAUUUUUCGCAGCAACUAG